AUGCUUGUGAGUCUUUCAACGAUGUUGUGAUCCCUUGAAGUCGCUUUGAUUGAAUGUAAGCACUCUUUCCGCCCCUGUGAUCGAUCUUGUCUUCGCUUGGAACAGCUAAAGUAGAGUGCCAAAAGCAGCAUCAGCCUCCGCGUCAAAGAUUCCGAUUAUGGGUCGAGAAUUGCCAGCCUCAGAAAGGCGCUCAAUCACUUCGCUUGGUUCAUCUGAUGGUCAGGAACACGCAUCGAGGAAUCUAGUGACCUCGCUUGGUUCAUUUGAUGGUCAGGAACACGCAUCGAGGAAUCUACAGAACCUCAAGAAAAAGUGGGAUCUGCCUGGAGGAACAUCGACCGGCGACCCAGAAGGCCAGGCGGACGAUGACACAGACUAA
Messenger RNA from Ceraceosorus bombacis, 379 nucleotides. The record is from the annotation of a GenBank genome assembly. Lineage: Eukaryota; Fungi; Basidiomycota; Exobasidiomycetes; Ceraceosorales; Ceraceosoraceae.